CGCAUCACUGCAUUCCCUUAUCCACGGAUGACUGUGAUGCACACAGACCUAUGCAGCUCGCAGCGAGGCCCACACAGGCAACGUGGUAUCCUGCAUGAUCUACAGGCAUUUCCAUGUAGAAAUUAUCCAGGCGUUCACUGCGCAGAUUUCUGUGCUAGUGCAUGGAUUCAGAACACUUAUGUUAGAAGUGGUACAUGGUAACUUAUAAUACUGGUACUUGGUAGUGCGAAAUUGAGGAUUGAAGAUUUGGCUUUCUUGGGAAAACCACUGAAAUUGGGAGCCAGACCUUAGCAGUCCAUCACCUGACUGAACUCCGGAAGCUAAAGAUAGCAGGAGCAAAAAGGACAAGCCGAACUAGGAGAAAUCUGUGCCGAUCAUCGCACGCUCAGCUGUUGAAAUUUCACGGUGGGUCGGUGACGACUGGUGUUUUUUUGGCGGGAAGGUUGCACACAUGCCCAAGCGGUUUUGAAGCACGCCCUCUGUUGAUGCAGUUCCCGUGCAAGACCUAUCUUAAAGGCGUAUCUAUUUUCGUGAAGCUGAUUCAGAUGUGACCCGAAAAUUCUUCUUAAGCACAGGGAUAAGGACAACGAAAACAUACGAGAGUGCAUACCUCCCGCUGUGAUGUGUACUAAAAAGUAGGCCAGUUAAACGAACAGCACAAAAGUCAGACCCCGCGUGCAAAUAUCACUGACCUUGCUUUUUGUGAUUUUUCGGUCUUUUUUGUAUAACAAUUGAAUGCUCUUGCUCCAAGGGGCCCGCACACCCCGUCGCUUCGACCUGGUUUUCAUUACACUUAAGGACCUGCAUGAUACCUUUAUUCACCAAAUGAGGAGAUGAAACUACAUUAAACUACAAACUACAUGCAGUUGAAAAAACUGACAGAAAUUUGUUAAAGGAAAACCUCUGAACAAGCUUGUAUCAAAAUCUGACUGAACCCAAACUAUCCGACGUUGUCAAGCAACGCUGAAUCGUUUACCCCACCCACACACAGUUCAAUGAAGUACACAAUUCAGGGUCAUCGAUACAAAACGAUAAGCAGGCUUUGAAAAAAAAAAGAACAUAAUCUAAGUUGAGAAAUUAAAAACUAAAAUCGCUCAGGCGAAACCUUUACGCAAAUCUCUGUUGUCGGGACUGACUAGUGCAGCCUUCACUGCCGUGACCUUAUUAAAUAGGGACCGGCAAAUCCAUUAUUCAUGUCGCCACCGAGCGAAGCCAAGCCCGCCGUGGCGAAAAAGCCUGCAGCCCGCGGCGGCGCUGCUCAGAGUCCAUCAGCUACGGGAGGAGGACGGACGAUGGGCAAUGGAGCGGGUUCACAAUCCCGGGCCUCCCCCGGUGCCGCCGGCAGGUCGCAGAACGGGAAGGGGAAAGAAGACACGGAGGUGCUCAAACUCCGGGCCAAAGUGGCCCAGCUGACGCUGGAUAUCCGGGAUAAAGAUGCCGAUCUGGAGUCGGUCAGGAAGGAGAUGAGGUCCCGCGACGAGCUCAUGAAGGAGCGGGACCAGGAGAUAGGGAAGCUGCGGGAAGAAGUGCACAAACUCCGGUCUGUGCUUCAGCAGCGGACCCUGCAAGAUGUGGUACGCCCGGACAUCUUGUCCACCAUCCAGGAGGAACGGGGCAUGGCCGGGGGCAACAAAGACCGGAACAAGAAACAAGGGGUGUCUGGCGAGAGUGGCAUCCAGAACAACGUGUCAUCGGCAGCUGAUAAUACCUUGCAGAGAUACGAGAAAGACUUCAAUUCCAGACAGUUGAUCAAGAGUGCCAUCUUGAACAAUGACUUCACCAAGAACUUUGACGCCACCCAGGUUAAAGAGAUCGUGGAGUGUAUGUACCCUAUGGAGUACAAGGCGGGCCAGCUGGUUAUCAGAGAGGGCGAUGCAGGGGCACACUUCUAUGUCGCUGGAGAUGGGAAUCUGGAGGUCAGUAAAGCCGACAAGGUCCUGGGUAAGAUGGGACGAGGAAAGGUGUUUGGAGAACUUGCCAUUCUCUACAAUUGCACAAGGACAGCUACAGUCACAGCUGUGACAGAUGCCAAGAUAUGGGCCAUAGACCGGACAGUGUUCCAAGUCAUUAUGAUGAAGACUGCCAUGCAGAGGCACGAUGAGCAUCUGCAGUUUCUCAAGAGUGUACAAAUAAUGAAGGCGCUGUCAGCAUCCAACUUGUUCAAGCUUGCUGAGAGUCUUGAAGUAGACUUCUUCCUGGAAGGAGAGUACAUCGUCCGCGAGGGUACAAGGGGCGACACUUUCUACAUCAUCAGCAAGGGAUCGGUGAGGAUUACUCAGUCUGUUACGGGUCAGGAUGAACCACAGGAAGUGAGACAGUUAGUAAAAGGGGAUUACUUUGGGGAGAAGGCCCUACUAAGUGAAGAUGUACGGACGGCAAAUGUCAUUGCCGGAACAGAAGGAUGCGAGGUUCUCGUCAUGGAUAGGAUAGUUUUCAAUGAGUUGAUCGGUAACCUACAAGAACUACAAAACAAGGACUAUGGGGAUCAAGAGAGAGGUGCCGCAAGAUACAGGAAUUCACAAGGAGGGCCAGACAAUAACUCCAACAUUACGAAAUCAAGCAACUCUUCGGAGCCGGAUACCCAAAGGCAGAGUCUCAAGGACAAGUUCAGCAACAUUGAGUUGGAUGAUCUAGACAUCAUCGCCACACUUGGAAUCGGCGGAUUUGGCAGGGUAGAACUGGUUGGAGUCGCAGGAGACAAGAGGACCUUUGCCCUCAAGUGUCUCAAGAAAUAUCACAUUGUUGAAACGAGACAACAAGAGCAUAUCUACUCCGAGAAGAAGAUCAUGAUGAAUGCAAACUGCCCGUUCAUUGCAAAAUUAUACAAGACGUUCAGGGACAGCAAGUACGUGUACAUGCUGAUGGAGGUGUGCCUAGGAGGGGAACUCUGGACCAUUCUCAGAGACAGAGGGUCGUUUGAUGACCACACAGCACGUUUCUGCAUAGCGUGUGUUAUUGAGGCCUUCUCCUACCUGCACAGUAAAGGGAUUGUUUAUCGCGAUCUCAAACCAGAAAAUCUGCUGCUUGAUUCCAAAGGCAACGUCAAGAUGGUCGACUUUGGCUUCGCCAAGCACAUUGGCUUUGGUCGCAAGACGUGGACAUUCUGUGGCACACCAGAGUACGUCGCCCCAGAGAUCAUACUAAACAAAGGACAUGACUAUGCUGCUGACUACUGGUCAUUGGGAAUCCUGAUAUUUGAGCUUCUCACCGGCAACCCACCGUUCACUUCUGCCGACCCAAUGAAGACCUACAACAUCAUCCUGAAGGGUAUCGACAUCGUAGAGUUUCCCAAGAAGGUCUCGCGUCACGCAUCUGCAUUGAUCAAGAAGCUGUGCCGCGACAAUCCCGCCGAGAGGAUUGGAUAUCAGAAGAACGGCAUCUUAGACAUCAAGAAACACAAGUGGUUCCAAGGGUUUGACUGGGAAGGCCUGCAGAAACAAAAGAUUGUCCCACCUAUAACGCCCAAGGUGCACAGCACCGACGACGCCAGUAAUUUCGACUCCUACGGCAAAGAUCUGGAGAUUCCUCCUGAUGAACUCACGGGUUGGGACGACAGUUUCUAAGACCCGUGCCUGAAAUGUUUCUGCACUGCGGUUAUUGACAAAGACCUAGACAGUGGCCAUCAGGCUCAACAUUAUGCCGAAGUGAAACAACGUGGCAGGGAUUGCAGAAACCAGACCUUGGCUUUUCCGUUGCUGCCUCCCUCUUUCUCGCUCUUAAAUAACAAAAGAAGCUUGACAACAGUCUCAGAGAAUUAAAGAAUUCUCUCUAAUCUUAUUCAUCCUUGCUUACCUCCUUAAUUUUAUUAUGUGUUGUUUUGGGCAAAUAUUUUUUUUUCUCUUUUUGUGUAAAAAUUAUUAUACAUACGUGUAUCUCUAAUUUAUUAUUGUAUAACUGGCUCUAACAAGGGAACAUUCUUGGAGUAAAAAAAAUAGGAAAUUUUGGAACCGCAGGAUAGUUUGGGUAAACUUGGCUCCACUUUAACAAUUUCUUAAACUUUCAAAGGGCAUUCAGUGGGUUCAACCAUUGUUGAAAAUCGUUGGAGAAAAAAAAAAUCCAAUAAUGUAUCAUUAGCGUUUAUACAUAAUUAAGAAAAAAAUAUAAAUGGCAGAAAAAAAUCAAAGAUAAGAAGUGGGUUAAGUGUUUAAGCAGAAUUGAACUGUUUUUGUAAAGUGUUUGUAAAAGGUUGCUCUUCCAGUUUUUGAAUUAUGACACCUACUUUUUGGUGUAGUGCAUAUUUUUGUUAAGCACGUGCCGACGAUGAAUGCUUGAUGUUUUAUACAUAACACUUUGAAGUGAAAAGCUUUGUGGGGAUAAUUAGGAUUAGAAACUAUAUUUUAAAAAAUAUAUAAAAAUAGGUCUUUGGUAGAUUUUGUUACAAACAACUUAGAGAACAAUAUCAGGAUGGAAUAUGACUGGUGCUUUUGUAUUAACUGAAAAGAAAUGAUGAUGAAUUAAGCUUGAAUAAUCAGUGCAACAACUUUUGCUUAACUCUUUUUUUUUGGUAAGCAUACAUUUAUAUAUUGUCAGUUAAAUACUUAAAAAAAUUGACACUCUGAAACAAACAGAAUUACUCCAUAACCCGGAAACGAGCAAAACAUUUUUUUUUAAUCGAAGCUGGGGGAUUAGGUCUGUUUAUGUCAAGCAAAAAAUCUUGUUGUAAAUUUUGCUAGAACUCACUUCAGUAAAAUUUUGAUGUCAGUGAAGUUUUUGUACAUACUAAUAUCAUUGUGGUGUUUCUAAUGUAAUUAAAUUUUAAAAAGUAUAUAUAUAUUUUUAUACAUUUUUCUGCAAGGAAUCCGCAAGUCCUUUUCUGUCCACUACGUAAGUCCAAAACAUCUUUCAGCCGAGAUUUUCAAUUUAAAAAAUGGGCGAGAUAUGUCUUAGGUAUGGUCCCAGCUGUGAAGACAUGUUGCUUUUGUAAAUUUUCAGUUUGUGUCAAAUUUUCCAAAAGCAUACCAAUUUUGCACAGACAUGUUGUUGCUAAGUAAACAAUAUAUAAUUGGUUCCCAGCCAAUCUUUGCUCAACAGGAAAAAACACUGGGCAGAGUUUUCUCCUACGCAGCCUGGGCCUGGGUCCUCAUAGGAUUAGGAACUCUCUUUAACAAAAAAAAAACCAUGCUGGCUGUUGGGGGAAAAAGUUGGUCUUGUAAAAAGCAUUGCUACAAAUUGCCAUGUGAAUGGUAAUUGUUCUUAUCAUGCUGAUCAUGUUUAAUAUGUAAAUAAGGAAACUUGGUUUUUGUUGUAAAGAAUAACAUGUGUAAUUGUUUGGGGUUUU
Molecule: messenger RNA, 5278 nt
Organism: Patiria miniata (bat star)
Lineage: Eukaryota; Metazoa; Echinodermata; Asteroidea; Valvatida; Asterinidae
Product: cGMP-dependent protein kinase 1-like
Exons: 20
Coding region: 1194-3563 (789 amino acids)
Biological process (GO): protein phosphorylation
Molecular function (GO): ATP binding; cGMP-dependent protein kinase activity
Source: RefSeq, a predicted model, not a curated record